Cuscuta campestris is the source of this 1726-nucleotide messenger RNA. NCBI's taxonomy places the organism in Eukaryota, Viridiplantae, Streptophyta, Magnoliopsida, Solanales, Convolvulaceae. The record is from the annotation of a GenBank genome assembly.
CAAAAUUAGAAAAUAACACCAAAAUUACUCAUUUUGGGAGAGUAUUUUUUUCGAAAAGGAAAGAUUUUGUGGGAUGGUUGAAGGGUGUUUGAUUUAUGGUCAACGCGAGUGUCACAAUUUGAUCCAAAAAAGUCAAAUGGUGACAAUUAAAUUUAAGGGUUUGACCUUUUAUUUGUGUUAAGUUACUACUCGGUUCUUGACAUGGUUGGCCUAAGUGGUGCACUUGAGACCCUUUGUGGACAAGGAUAUGGCGCCAAGUUGUACAGGAUGAUGGGGGUUUACCUCCAGACGGCGUGCAUCAUAUCAUUUCUUUCGAGUGUUAUCAUAUCCGCGGUGUGGUGGUUUUCGGAACACAUCUUGGUUUUACUGCAACAAGACCCUGAAAUUGCAAAACUUUCCGGCCUGUACCUCAAGUUUUUCAUACCGGGAUUGUACGCCUACGGGUUUUUGCAAAACUUGUUGAGGUUUAUGCAGACACAGAGAGUCGUUCUGCCAUUGGUCAUGAGCUCGAUCGUGCCAUUGACUAUCCAGGUCGGCCUCACAUAUGUGUUGGUUCGGUUCACAAGCCUGGGUUUCGCAGGGGCACCAUUGGCCGCAUCUAUUUCGUUGUGGCUGUCGUUUCUCAUGCUGGCCGGGUACGUGCUGUUUUCAGGGAAAUUCAACAACACUUGGGAGGGUUUUUCGUCGGAGUCGUUUAGCUAUUUCUUUGUAACAAUGAGGCUUGCUCUGCCCUCUGCUGCCAUGGUGUGCAUGGAGUAUUGGGCUUUCGAGCUGCUAGUGUUGUUGGCGGGCAUUAUGCCGAACUCGGAAAUAACGACUUCUCUGAUUGGGAUGUGCGUGAACACGGAAGCGAUUGCGUACAUGAUCGCGUAUGGUCUCAACGCGACUGCGAGCACGAGAGUGUCGAACGAGUUGGGAGCGGGAAGGCCGGAGAGAGCAAAGCAAGCCGUGGCCGUCACAUUCGUGCUGUGCAUCCUUCUGGCUUCCGCCACGGCGCUUUCCCUGGUGUUUGGCCACAACGUUUGGGCUGGCCUCUUCAGUGAUAGCGCGGCCGUCAUAUCAAAUUUUGGUUCGAUGGCGCCCCUUCUGGUCAUCUCCUUCCUUUUUGACUUUUUCCAAGGAAUCUUAUCAGCGGUGGCGAGGGGGUGCGGGUGGCAGCACUUGGCUGUGGGCAUAAACCUGGGAUCAUUCUAUUUCAUUGGAAUGCCAAUUGCGGCAGUUUUGGCAUUCAAGUUUAAACUCUAUGUGAAGGGGUUAUGGAUUGGGUUGAUCUGCGGCCUGGCUUCGCAGUCGUCCGGUUUGUUGUUGCUCUCCAUCUUCAGGAAGUGGGACAGAGUGGAGAUCUCCACUAUCACUGAAAAAGAUAACCACAAGGCGGCAUUGCUGACUUGAAUCAAAGUACGUUCUUAUUACAUUCAUGCUGGAUUAUUUUGGGAGUGUAUUCAAAUCUCAACUCCAAUGCAUGCAAUGGCGGCGGCUCUUCUCCUCUCUCUCUCUCUCUCUCUCUCUCUCCAAGGAAAUCUGUAAUGUAUGAUGAAAUAAUUGGUUUACAAAGAGACCAAACUGUUAGUGGCUGAAUGAUCAGUUUUGAUCCCCCCAAAUAAAGGCCUGGCUAGUUUGGUAUUGUUGUGGUUUUUGGGUUAUCAAAAGUUGGACACAAAUCCGGGUUGAUUUUGUUUGUGUAGAAUUAUUACUCGCUACUGAUUUAGCUAUUCACUCUUCUAUU